GCUUAUCAACAUAAGCUAAAGCUAGCCCUUAUAGGUCAAAGUAUUUUUGGACAAGAAGUUUAUAACAAGCUGAUAAAAGAGGGCCAUAAAGUCGUGGGAGUAUUCACAGUGCCUGACAAGAAUGGACAAGCUGAUCCUUUGGCACUGGCAGCGGAGAAGGACGGCACUCCUGUUUUUAAGUUCCCCAGAUGGAGAGCUAAAGGCAAGCCUAUCCAGGAAGUAGUUGCAGCCUACAAAUCAGUUGGAGCAGAACUAAAUGUCCUUCCGUUCUGUACACAGUUCAUCCCCAUGGAUGUUAUUGACUGCCCAAAACAUGGCUCAAUUAUUUACCAUCCAUCCAUCCUACCACGCCACCGAGGAGCUUCUGCAAUCAACUGGACUUUAAUUCAAGGAGAUAAGAAAGCAGGAUUUACUAUUUUUUGGGCUGAUGAUGGUUUGGACACUGGACCAAUACUUCUGCAGCGAGAAUGUGAUGUUGGCCAAAACGAUACUGUGGAUGACCUGUAUAACCGGUUUCUCUUCCCGGAAGGAAUAAAGGCUAUGGUGGAAGCUGUGCAUCUAAUUGCUGAUGGUAAGGCCCCUCGUAUACCUCAGCCUAAAGAAGGAGCAACAUAUGAAGGGAUCCAGAAAAAGGAAAAUGCAGAGAUCUCCUGGGACCAACCUGCAUCAGCUUUGCACAAUUGGAUUCGAGGGCAUGAUAAAGUGCCUGGAGCAUGGGCAACAAUAGAUGACCAGGUGGUUACUUUUUAUGGAUCAUCAUUACUUGAUGCUUCAGUGCCUGCUGGACAAGAGCUGGCAAUAAAAGGUGCUUCAAGACCUGGACUUGUAACCAAGAAUGGUCUAGUCAUUUUUGGUAAUGAUGGGAAGAUGGUACUGGUGAGAAAUCUGCAAUUUGGGGAUGGAAAAAUGAUCCCUGCAUCUAAAUACUUCUCUGCUGAUGAAACAACUGCCCUAGAACUUACAGAAGAGGAGAAAAAGAUGGCAGAAGAUAUUAGGGCUAUUUGGAAGGGAAUUUUGAGCAAUGUUGCUGUAAUUGAGGAUCCCACAGACUUCUUCAAAUCUGGAGCAUCUUCUAUGCAUGUUGUCAGAAUGUUAGAAGAGAUCAAACAGAAAUAUAGUGGACUUCAACUACAGAAUGAAGAUGUAUAUAUGGCCACUAAGUUUGCAGACUUCAUUCAACUGGCUGUCCGAAAAUUCAGAGGAGAAGACAAAGAAGAAGAGUUAGCCAUUGAUUAUGUUUCAAAAAAUGUGAACAACAUGACUGUGAAUAUGCCAUACCAAUGUUUCAUAAAUGGGCAAUUUAUAAAUGCUGAUGAUGGAAAAACAUAUGACACUAUAAAUCCAGCAGAUGGAUCAAUAAUAGCCAGUGUAUCUUCUGCUUCAUUGGCCGAUGUUGACAAGGCAGUGGCAGCAGCGAAGGAGGCAUUUGAAAAUGGUGAAUGGGGAAGAAUGAAUGCACGGGAAAGAGGACGACUCAUGUACAGACUUGCAGACCUGAUGGAAGAACAUCAAGAAGAGUUAGCGACAAUAGAGUCUAUUGACUCAGGAGCUGUCUACACUUUAGCUUUGAAGACCCAUGUUGGAAUGUCUGUGCAAACAUUCAGAUACUUCGCUGGAUGGUGUGACAAAAUUCAGGGUGCUACAAUUCCAAUUAAUCAGGCCCGGCCAAACCACAAUCUAACAUUCACUAAGAAAGAGCCAAUAGGUGUCUGUGCAAUUGUUAUCCCCUGGAAUUACCCACUGAUGAUGCUUGCAUGGAAGAGCGCAGCAUGCUUGGCUGCAGGCAACACACUCGUACUCAAGCCAGCUCAGGUUACACCUCUGACAUCCUUGAAGUUUGCAGAACUCUCAGCUAAAGCUGGAUUUCCUAAGGGCGUUAUAAAUAUUCUUCCUGGUUCAGGUGGCUUAGUGGGGCAGCACCUGUCUGAACAUCCAGAUGUUCGCAAAGUUGGAUUCACUGGUUCAACACCAACUGGUAAACAGAUCAUGAAGAGUGCAGCCACUAAUCUGAAGAAAGUUUCUCUUGAACUUGGUGGUAAAUCACCAUUGAUCAUAUUCAGUGACUGUGAACUUGACAGAGCUGUAAAAAUGGGUAUGGGAGCAGUAUAUUUCAACAAAGGAGAAAACUGCAUUGCAGCUGGCAGGCUGUUUGUGGAAGAAUCAAUCCAUGAUGAAUUUGUUAGAAAAGUGGUAGAAGAAAUAAAAAAGAUGAAAAUUGGUGACCCACUUGACAGAUCUACAGAUCACGGUCCACAAAAUCACAAGGCACAUUUGGAAAAGCUGCUGCAAUAUUGUGAAACUGGAAUAAAAGAAGGAGCCACUCUAGUGUAUGGAGGAAGACAAGUACGCAGACCAGGUUUCUUCAUGGAACCCACUGUAUUCACAGAUGUUGAAGACCAUAUGUAUAUUGCCCAGGAAGAGUCCUUUGGUCCUGUGAUGGUGAUUUCUAAAUUUAAAAAUGGGGAUGUUGAUGGAGUGCUGCAACGGGCAAAUGCCACAGAAUACGGUUUAGCUUCAGGAGUUUUCACAAAAGACAUAAGCAAAGCUCUCUACAUCAGUGAAAAGCUAGAAGCUGGAACAGUUUUUAUUAACACAUAUAACAAAACUGAUGUGGCAGCACCAUUUGGUGGAUUUAAACAAUCUGGCUUUGGGAAAGAUUUAGGUGAAGAAGCUCUUCAUGAAUAUCUUAGAACCAAGGCUAUCACUGUGGAAUAUUAAAUUAACAAGCCUCACUUGGAAAGUAAACUUUUGGCAGAUUUUGAAUCUUAAUGACUCCAUGAAGCAUUUAAUACCAUGCCCAGGAUAUGCUGUCUGCAAGUGCUACAACUGGAAAAAAAAACAAACUGAAACACCCAUUCCAUGGAUAAGUUUCUAUAAAUCAGGUCCAAAUUUUAGUCUCACUGAAAGAUAAAGGAAUUUGGAAAUUAACCUGAAGUUAUUUAAAUUAUGCAGCAGCAGUUGUUAGCAC
This is a messenger RNA of Phaethon lepturus (White-tailed tropicbird), 2968 nucleotides long. RefSeq names its product mitochondrial 10-formyltetrahydrofolate dehydrogenase. Gene Ontology annotation, cellular component: cytoplasm. The transcript is spliced from 22 exons. Gene Ontology annotation, molecular function: formyltetrahydrofolate dehydrogenase activity; aldehyde dehydrogenase (NAD+) activity. NCBI's taxonomy places the organism in Eukaryota, Metazoa, Chordata, Aves, Phaethontiformes, Phaethontidae. The record is from RefSeq and is a predicted model, not a curated record. The annotation marks the transcript as partial. Gene Ontology annotation, biological process: one-carbon metabolic process; biosynthetic process; 10-formyltetrahydrofolate catabolic process.